AUGCCACCAGUGCCAGGGUCGGAGGAUGAGGCGGGCGAAUCGCCGUCUCUCUUUGUCGCCCGCGUCAAUAUGCCUCACGAUGCAGAUGCGAUGGGCAUGAUCCUUGAGCAAGAUCUAGAACGCAUGUCCACGUUACCUUCUCAGGAUCACUACAUUUGGGAUCGUGAGCCCCCCUUGGUACGUGUGACUGACGCACAUACCCUCGAGGUGUCCAUGCGCGUGCAGGACUGCGUGGAUGACGAGUGGUUCCUUACCUACCUGUUGCGCGAGUGGACCAGGUCGCAUUUGGAUGCAUGUGUGAGUGUGACAGAUCAAGACGGUGAGUUUCUGCUCAUCGAGGCAGCAGAUGUUUUGCCAUCAUGGGCUCAGCCAGACACCACCGAAAAUCGCGUCUGGAUAUACCAAGGCGAAUUGCAUCUCGUGCCAUUAGAUGCUUCAAACUCUAUACCCCUGUCGGUGAACCAGGCUACAUGCCUCGUCCGCGAUCCCACAUGCAAGACACAGGCACCCACCGCCGUACAAGACAAGGUUUUUGCGCGCCUUGCCGCAUACCCAGGAGCGGCCAGUACGCAUCACCACACUACGCUCGCUUUUGUCUCACUUGGUGCCGCUCGGAUAUUGGCUAGCUACCCCCAAAGUGUAGCCGAGGCCGUGCAUGCACUAACGACGCGGGACGUUGUUAGCAUGCGAAGCACUAAGCGGUAUGCAUCAUACCUGCAUAUUGACGCGUGUGCUGAUGAACACCUCGCACCCAUGCCACCAGCGGUAGAUGCCGUGCUUGUGCGAGUCAGAUGCACACGGCAUUUGUAUGCUCGUAUGUCUUUUGACAAAUUCUUCCCACCGUCCCUACUGGGUCGGCGUUGGCAGCAUCAGGUCGAACAGUACCGCUUAGCUACCAGUGGAAAGACGCAGAAUAUAUCGGAGACGGAUGCCGUGUGGGGCCGAUGGUGCGAUACAGGUGCCAAGCUCACUUGUGGUCUGUCCAUGUGGCUGGAAUCGUUAGGUCAACGGCCCACGCAUCAUCCCGCCGUCUCGUUAGAUCCGUCUCGGCACGAGCAUUUUCUUGCUUCCCUCACUCGGCUUGGCUACUUUGGUGACGAAAUGCGUGAUAGCGCCGAAUGGAAAGCGCGCGAAGCUCAAGCUAUCAAGACCGCCACGCGACUCGCUGCGCCGAUCGAGGCAACGCCUACCACAUCGAUCUCCGAUGUUCUUGCUACUAUUCGUGACCCUGUCUCUAUUCCUACGUUGUCACUCGACGCGCCUGUGUCGACGCUGGUGUCCCACGAAGAUUCUGAUGCUUGGCUGUCGAUGGCGCCAGAAGAUGUCGUGGCAUUAUUGGAGGGUCGUGGACAAGAGGAGGCGGAGGAUGCUACUAUGGACAAGUUCCAGACCUUCAUGAACAAGAUGCAGACGUUUUUGGAGAGUCAAGGGGAUGUCGAAGGUGCGUUGAUGGAGGACGAUGAUCAUGCCUUUGACGAUGGAGACGAGGCUGAGGAAGAUAGCUCGGAUGAGUGGGAUGAGCGCAAAAAUGCGCUCGUCGAUCCGCUCCCUGCGGAGGAAUGGGGUGCGUAUCAGCACGAAAAAAGUAAGGCGCAAUCGCAGUGCUCCUCCGCUCGUCUUGGUGGCCUGUCCAAGGUAGAUCACCUGGAUGGCGAUAGUGACUCCGGUUCAUCCCUCGAGGAUGACGAGGAUGUGCCGGAUAUGACACCAAAGGAGGACGUCCUCCAGGAGCAGGACAUGCACGAUUUUAUCGAAUUCACGCGCCAAACGCUUGGCUUGUCCGAGACCCAGUAUGGCGAGAUUUUGGAAGAGAGGCGAAAGCGCGGAGCAUUUGUGCCCCAGCAGUCUGAUGGACCCCUAGCUUCGUUGGAUGCUGCACUGGAUUCUAUGGAGCGCGAGUUGGCGCAAGCGAAGCGCCAUAGAGCGCCCGAGGCUAUGGACGACGAAGACGAACUCAAUGAAGAAGAGGCGGAAUUGCUUCAACACUUACUCGCAUCGGGCAUGUCGCUUCCCGACAGUCUCAAGCAUUUUUCUUCGGAACAUGAUGUACAUAAAGAUGACGUGGAGAUGCUGGGCGACUUUCUCGAGAGCUUCAAGGCUCAGGGUGGUCGUCCCGGGCCUGUAGGCACAUUGUCGCAGCGGCUUGGCGUAGGUGCUUUGCCACGCGACCAUCCAUAG
Messenger RNA from Malassezia restricta, 2178 nucleotides. Its product is annotated as regulatory factor Sgt1. NCBI's taxonomy places the organism in Eukaryota, Fungi, Basidiomycota, Malasseziomycetes, Malasseziales, Malasseziaceae. Gene Ontology annotation, cellular component: nucleus. The record is from RefSeq and is a predicted model, not a curated record. The coding region runs from base 1 to 2178 and encodes 725 amino acids. The transcript has a single exon.